This is a messenger RNA of Peronospora belbahrii, 444 nucleotides long. Lineage: Eukaryota; Oomycota; Peronosporomycetes; Peronosporales; Peronosporaceae. The record is from the annotation of a GenBank genome assembly.
AUGGUUCACUCGGUUCUGCCAACUCUCGCCGCAGCGUCGGCCCACUGCAGCAUGGCUCUACUAGCCCCCGCUGCUCUUGCCCAUCAAAUUGUGCUGAACCCGCUGCCCGGUUUGGACGACAGACGACAAGGACACCAGCGGCUCACCGACCCCGAGGGCACCCCGCGGCCAAUUCCGUCAAAGCGCAUUUUUCGCACCACGGGUUACACGCACAAUGGACCGUGUGCAGUAUACCUAAACAAAAAGCUGGUGCUGGACGGUGAGGAUUGCCACACGCAGUAUCCUGGCAAGGACCACAUAAUCGACUAUUCGUCGUGCAAGCAGAAGUGCUUGCUUCGCUGGUACUGGCUUGGUAUUCGUCAAAUCAAGGGCAUAGUGUCGUGGCAGGUGUACAAGGCGAUUAUUCCUCUGACAGCUGAAAAACCAUCGUCCAAAGAAAAAUAA